Molecule: messenger RNA, 396 nt
Organism: Penicillium cataractarum
Lineage: Eukaryota; Fungi; Ascomycota; Eurotiomycetes; Eurotiales; Aspergillaceae
Gene: pfy1
Product: profilin
Exons: 5
Coding region: 1-396 (131 amino acids)
Cellular component (GO): cell cortex
Molecular function (GO): actin monomer binding
Source: RefSeq, a predicted model, not a curated record
AUGGGUGCUCACUCCGCAACUUGGCAAGCCUACGUCGACUCCAGCCUGAUGGGCUCGGGUCAGUUCGACAAGGCCGGUGUUCUCGCCGCUGACUUCUCCGGUCUGGAGGCCGCUUCUCCCGGCUUCACUCUCUCCCAGGAGGACAUCAACUCCCUGGCCUCGGCCUUCACAUCCAGCGACAACGCCUUUGCCAAUGGUUUCUCCAUCGGCGGCGAGAAGUUCGUCUGCAUCAAGGCUGAUGAGCGCAGUCUGUACGGCAAGAAGGGCAAGGAGGGCGCCAUCGUUGUCCGCGCCAGCGCUUGCACUAUGAUCGCUCACCACGGUGAGGGUGCCCAGACCACCAACGCCGCUACCGUGGUCGAGAACCUGAUUGACUACAUCAACAACCCCAAAUAA